Messenger RNA from Mytilinidion resinicola, 397 nucleotides. RefSeq lists its product as uncharacterized. Bases 91 to 312 code for a protein of 73 amino acids. The record is from RefSeq and is a predicted model, not a curated record. The transcript has a single exon. NCBI's taxonomy places the organism in Eukaryota, Fungi, Ascomycota, Dothideomycetes, Mytilinidiales, Mytilinidiaceae.
CUCAUCUUUGGUAACUACCAACACUACGACUUUUUGGCAUCAACUUGAGCUUGAUUGGUAAUACUUUGGGAUGCUAGGACGCCAUCAUUCAUGCUCACCUUGGCUGCAAUUCUUCUAUUCUCCCUUUCUAGCGCGAAUGUCGAAUUGCUUUACAGUCGACAGAGCCGAAUCUGGCUACUAUUAGUAAAGGGCUUUGUAGCAAAGUUCACGAACACAUCUCUUGCAUUAGCACAAUGGCCCAUGGAUUUGAGGAGUCAUUCUUGUCUCCCCGCUUUAUCAUACUUCGGUCUCGGUUACCCCCUCUUUCAUUGAAUUCUGUCCUUGUUCCUUUCAUGAGAGGAUGAGCGCUCUACGUGGCGGUCUUGUCGGAUAAGCGGGUCCCUAUUUUGACGUGGGC